AUGGUUAACUGGCUGGUUAAAUGGUUGACUGAUUUACUGGCUGCGGAGUUGGAGAGUUGGCCAGUAGUUAUCAAAUUCAUUCUCUGUUAUGACUAUAUUUACACAAUGUACAAUAAGCCCCUUGCUCAGACAGUCUCCCAGGGGCUUGGAUGGACAUACUUCCUGCUCUGGACAUGUUCAUUCUACCCGCAGUUAAUUCACAACUACCGCCGGCGAUCAACUGACGGUUUCUCUCUUAACUUUACGCUCCUCAACUUGUUCGGCCUCGCAGCAUAUACAAUCUUCAAUGGCAGCUUGCUAUUCUCUCCUGUGAUCCGCUGCCAAUAUGCUGAGAGACACCCACAAAGUCCCGAGCCAACGGUCCAAAUAAAUGAUUUUACAUACGCAAUACAUGGGACAAUCAUCUGCCUCCUCAUCUAUAGUCAAUUACAAUGGCCUUCUCUCUGGAAUUUCCACACGAUACAUCCUUCUCUGAAAGUACACCCGUUUACAAUCUGGAUACUAUGGUGUUCUACAGGAGCUAUUGCUCUAGAUAUCAUCGGAGUCUCCUUCUACUCAACAUGGACACAGCGUGAAUGGCUUGAUAUAGUUAAUACAAUUGGAAAUAUAAAAGUGUUCCUCACGGCAAUCAAGUAUACUCCACAGGCCGUGAUGAAUUGGCGCUACCAGUCGACCGAGGGUUUCAGUAUACUCGCUGUCCUGCUGGACCUCACCGGCGCCCUUCUAUCACUAAUACAGUUGGUGUUGGACUCCUCCCUCCAGGGGGAUUGGUCUGGGAUAAUAAACAAUAUAUCCAAGCUGCUACUAGGAAAUAUUACCCUGCUUUUUGAUGUUGUAUUUCUAGUUCAGCAUUAUUGUUUAUACCGGAAGCGGAAUCUGCAAGCAAUAAAGCCCGGGCUGCGUGCAAGUGAAGAAGAUCCGCUGAUACCGUCAAAUUCGGCUGAAGGAAACAUAGAUGAUAACACAUGUCGAUCCCCUUGGAGAAGUCACUCUUCGACUCUAUCUCGGAGUAUAUUCAGCUGUUGA
This is a messenger RNA of Nannizzia gypsea CBS 118893, 1026 nucleotides long. RefSeq names its product cystinosin. The record is from RefSeq and is a predicted model, not a curated record. The transcript has 3 exons. Gene Ontology annotation, molecular function: L-cystine transmembrane transporter activity. The coding region runs from base 1 to 1026 and encodes 341 amino acids. Gene Ontology annotation, biological process: L-cystine transport. NCBI's taxonomy places the organism in Eukaryota, Fungi, Ascomycota, Eurotiomycetes, Onygenales, Arthrodermataceae. Gene Ontology annotation, cellular component: fungal-type vacuole; vacuolar membrane.